AAAACAAAAUCAGUCGUCAUUUUUCUAAAUACUUUUUUCAACCUACUACAAAAAGUGCAAUCAAGAAAUUUUAUUAUAAAAAGGAAACAAGAAAACCUCAUUAAAUAAUUGAAAUUUCAAUAAUCAGAGUUAAAUAAAAACUAAACAAUACAAAAUACCUUAACACCCACAAAAUUACAUAAACAAAUUCGUUAAAAAGAAACAAAAACUAUUCCGUGAAAAUCGUGAUUGGAUUUUAUUUCUAUUUUCAUUUAUUUUUUCAUAACCCUACUAAAAAAUUUUUUACUUGAAGUGAUUUAAAUAAAAAAAAAGUAUAAAAGUAGAGUACUCUUAAAUUUAUAAGAAUUAAUAAGAAGUGGCAAUUAAAAUGCACACAUUUAGCGAAACAGGAGCCGGAGUUCCUGCCUUUUUGGCUAAACUUUGGAGACUCGUCGAAGAUCCUGAGACAAAUAAUUUAAUUUGUUGGAGCAAGGAUGGUCGAAGUUUCAUAAUUCAAAAUCAAGCUCAAUUUGCUCGCGAAUUACUUCCUCUUAAUUAUAAACACAACAAUAUGGCAAGCUUCAUUCGACAACUUAAUAUGUAUGGUUUUCAUAAAAUAACCUCAAUUGACAAUGGUGGUCUUAAAUUCGAUCGUGACGACAUGGAAUUCUCUCAUCCUUGUUUCAAGCGUAAUUCCCCAUACCUCUUGGAGCAUAUUAAGCGAAAAAUUGCCAAUACUAAAACAAUUGAUGAAAAGGCAACUGUUAAACCGGAAGCAGUAAGCAAGGUAUUGAAUGAUGUUAAGGCAAUGCGUGGACGUCAAGAUUCAUUGGAUUCAAGAUUUUCUGUAAUGAAACAAGAAAACGAAGCUCUUUGGCGUGAAAUUGCAUCUCUUCGACAAAAACAUGCUAAACAACAGCAAAUUGUCAACAAGCUUAUUCAAUUUCUAAUAACAAUUGUUCAACCAUCGAGAAACAUGACAAGCGUCAAACGUCAUAUGCAACUAAUGAUCAACGAUACUCCAGAACAAGCUAAGCUACGAAAAGCAAGCGAAUCUGGAUCAGAAUGUGGACCCGUAAUUCAUGAACUUGGUGAAGAGCUUUUUGAUGAAGCAAAUGCAGACAAUGAUUCUGAUUUAGAUGCCCCCAUGAGCCCUUAUGGAAAUAUGCCAUCAGUUAGUUCCAGUAAUCAUGAAAAUGACAGUCCUAUACCAAAAGUUGAACGUCCUCAAUCUAAUGGUAGCGUCAACAGCCAGCUAUUUGACUUCUCGAACCAAAGUGCAGAAGACGCUCUGAUGGCACAGGGAAACAUAACACCAGGACGAUCGGGAGCUGUUAUAAAUACCGUCAACCCAGACGGAUCUCAAAUUGUUUAUCACGUUACUGAAGUAGCCGAUAGUGCACCACAGACUCCUGAGAUGACUGCUAUAAACGAUGAAAAUCACGUCACUACACCCAUGGUAAAGGAAAUGACACGCAAUCGAAUGCUACAAGUAAAGGCAAAAACAAAUAAGCGCAAGAUUGGAGCUGUUUCAUCAACUGUUACGACUUCCUCCUCCUCGAAAUCCUCAAGUCCCGCAACAAAAAUGUUACGUUCCUCUGCAAAUGAAAUUGCUCAACAACAAAUCAAAACAGAAAAAGCUGAGAUCAAUCCAAUGACGUUCUGGAAUGCUAACUUUGCAUUACAAGGCAAUGAUAACACAGUAGCAGGAGAAGUUCUUUCAACCCCUAGCAGCAGCAAUAUUAAUAUGAAUGUUACUAUCGAUCCUCGACUAAUGUCACCUUUGAACGAUCAAAAUUUGGAAGCUGCAAAAGUUGGAAAUGAUUCUACAGACAUGUACAAUGCUGAUAACUUUAUUGAAUCAGAUAUGCCAUCUCAACUUUUUGAAGAAUCGCCCUUAAUUGAUGAUAGAAAUCUUGUUAGUGGAGACAACACCUUUAACGGAAAAUUUGAUCUAGCUCAAAAUCCCUCUUCAUCUGGUGAACAGCAAAAGCAAUUACAAUCUCUUGGCAAAUUUGCCGAUUAUGACAACGGAGCACUUUCAUCGUCAUCAAAAAACAGUUCGGAACUUCAGUUAUCUAAAGUGAACAAUAGCAACAACUUUCUUAACAGCAAUGAUAUGCGUGAGGAAGUCAGCAUGCACUUGGAUAGUGUUCAGGACGAUUUGGAUACUCUCAAAGAUUUACUACGCACCGAUUCAUAUUCAUUGGACGCAAAUACUUUGUUAGGAAAUGGAUCACCUUCAUCUGGUCGAAUUUAUUUACCUCCUCAACUGGAAGCCGAUAUUUUUAAUAAGCUCUUUAACGAUUCUGACAUUUUGGGACCAUAUGGACUAGGAUUGGUACCUGAGAACAAUCAACAAGACAAAAAAGGAUCUGAACUUAUGACCUACCAGCCAAUUUACGAUCUAAGCGAUAUAAUGGAAAUAAAUAGAAGUAACGACGACGAAAAUUCCAACGGACACAACACUCCAAAGCACAUAUCACCACCGGAUUCAGUACUUAAUACACCGCAUCAUGAAUGAGUACAAGUCUUGAUACUCAGUAUAAUGUAUUGUAUUGAUUGGUGAUUUCGAAUGUAAGGCGCCCGGUGCGAAUUUUCUUGAGUUUUACAACAAAAAUAAGGAAUAAUUUAAUUUAUAAGAACUCUCUUUCGAAUGGCAUAGACGAGGAAUUCUUUGUUGUCUUUUUUUUUAAGUUUUUUUUUUACAUAAUAUAAAUUAUUAUUCUCUAACUAAAAACAAAUCACACAAACAAAAAAAUAAUCACGACUGAUUGACUUAGUCUUAAAUUAUUCACUGACAUUUUGAAUAAAACAAAAUUGAAUAAACAAAAAUAGAAGGAGAAUAAUACAAUUUAUAUUUAUUUUUAAUACUAGUAUGUUGCGUAUGGUUAUCGAGUUUAUUAAUAUACAAAAAAUAUAAUAUUCAAAUUGUUAAGUUUUAAUUUCUUAUUUAACAAAAAAAAAAAACAAUACAAAAUUUCUUUUUAUGAAACUUUAUUUUUUACCAUUCAAUCAAAAGAAAACUGAAAAAUGUUGCAAUUGCAUAGAAUGAUUGCCACAGAACAAGUAUGGUUUAGUAUAGUAUAUCAGCCAAGUCUUUUGGGAUAAGUAAAUUCAGAAUUUUAUCUACACAUUGUGAAAAGCUACAUACAAAUAAAAAUAAAUUACUUGUUAAGGGAUUCAAAAGAACGAAAACCACUAUUAUUCUAUCCGACAAUAGGCAACUUCACCUUAGUUGUCUUGUAGAAGUUUUUUUUUUUUGCUGAAGCUACUAUGUUGGAGUGCAGGAAAUCUUUAAGACAGCAUUAAGAUAGGAUAAAGCUGCAGGUGGCCGUUUAUGAAGAAGAUAUAUGUACAUAUUUAACAAAAACUAGCGACGUCCUACGAAAAAGAAGCUUCGGUUGAAAAUCUUCUACACUAAAUCAGUUCUUAUUACCGAAAUUGGUGCCGUAUAAUAGGAAGCGAUUUUUUCAUACAAAUUGAUCCGAACCACAAACAUCACUCGUCUUCCAGUCAGCUUGAUUUUGAGCUAACUGCUUGCACUUUCGCAUACAACGCCCUGUACUACUCCAUUUUUAGGUUUUACAUUAAGAUAUGUAACCAGAUUUUUCAAUAAAUAUUCAUGCAUAUGUACAUACUUUAUCUUUUAUAAAUCACAGGUAUUUACUGUGAUCAUGUGAGCAACUUUAAUACCAAUUAACAUUUAAAAUUAAGAUUGAAAUCAACUCAAAUACUUUAAUAUACAUACACAAUUUUAAUAUAUGCAAGUAUCUUUAAUCCAAACCUCAUCCGAAAAUUUCCUAAAGUUGGCCUUUAUAUAUUUUUAAGAUCUCCAAACGGUGAUUUCGUUUUUGCUCUCAAAACUUAAAGAGUUGAAUUUUUAUGAGUGGAAUUCUCCUACCGUAAAUCUGACUGAAAAAAUUGUCUAGAAUCUUAGAAAUAUGAUCUGGCCCAACAUUUUAAAAUAGAGUUUUCAAACUAUAAAGUUUUUGUGUGCAGUUCCCAAUUCAUACGAUUGAUACAGCACUUCAAAAUCAGAUGGGAUUACAUUUUAAAAAAAUAAUGUAUGAAGUCAUUCUUUACUUUUCACGGUUGAAAUAUAUAAGUACUACGACUUAAAAAAAUAUUCUAAUUAUGAUUUUGAGAGAAGCGGAAGUUAUAAAUUAAAUUUCAACACAACCAACAUUAUGCGACAGUUUAACCAAGCUUGAGGAAAAUUUAAACACAUUUUUAGACGCUAACGUUAGUUUCUUAUUACAAUUCAUAAAUACGUCAAUUUUAUUACACACACAUUUUAUAUAAACUUAAGAGUAACCAAUAACCAAUUAACUUUAUUAGUUUCUUGUUCCUUAAGACCUGGCUGAAAUUCUGAUUCGUUAACUAUCAAAAACCAGAGAAUACCUAUUUUAUAUAUAAAUUAUGGCCUUAUUACAGCUUUCCUUGGCUGAAAUUUGUACUACGAACAGUAACAAACAAAUGUCACAGCUUUUGUUCAAACAAAAAUAUUUAUUUAUCAAAAAUGUAUAAAGUUGGUAAAAAGUGGCAUCUAUAGUUUCGAAGUUGGUUUUCGUAUUCAGGCCGGCUAUUCACGACACAAUAAAACUGCUCAUAUUUGGACUUAAGCAGUUAACUCUUUUCGGGGCACUACUAGAAACAAAUUAAGCGACAUUUUUGUAAAAUAACUUUAUCUAAGUUUUAUUAUUAUAAAUAUUAUCUCUCUCACUCAAAACAUAUUUUUUUCUUGUAGACAUUGGUUUCACUUUGAAUAGAAACGAGGUAUUUAGUUUAUACCAUUAAACAUUAAAGCAUAACAAAGUUAUAAAAUAUGUGGUACGGUUUUCAUACUAUCGAUGGUGUUGAUCCUUGAUCAAGUCAUUUUGUGUCGUGAAUGGCCGGCCUUAGGAUACGACUUAAGUUGUUAUAUAUUUUUGUUUAUCAUUCGGAGUGCGAAUCUUCUUCGACUUGUGAUAAGGUCGAAUAUUUUAGUUAUUUAGAGGUAAAAUCAAAGGAACAAAAAUGAAAUAAUUGUGAAAUUUUCAAAACUAAUGGAAGGCAUGUUUAAAUUUAGAGGCCUUUUAACCUGAUUGAUUCAACUAAUUUCAAUAAUGUCAAUGAUAACACUAGAUUACAAGUAGAUGGUUUAGUUCAAUCUUUUUUUAAUUAAAUACCAUAUCAACAAAACUUGUUUUUUAAUGAAGAGACUUUUGUUAAAGGCUGUAAAAAAUGCAUGCAAGUCCUAAGGGUGUCACAUACUUUUGUUUGAGUUAUUGUGUGCAUAUAAAAGGUUAAAAUAAGUAAAAGUAAAUGACUAUAAGUUUAUCCCGGUACAUAAUUACUCAAAAUAUUGGUAAAGAUUGAUACAACUUUUUACUAAAUCCAAAAGUUUUGAGAAGUUGUGCACAAAAAAUAACAUAAGAUAAAAAUUGGACGACUUUUUCCAAAGUUAUACAUCAAAACUAACGUUUUGUAUUUUGGCCAAAUGAAUAUUUUUUUCCAUCGAACAUAAUCUAGAACAAAUAGUAAAAAUUUGAAGUAGUCAAUGAAUUCUCGAAAUGUAAACAAGUGUUUUCAGUGGUUUAAAAUUAAGUUUGAAGAAUAAGUUUUUUUUUUUUGGAAAUGUAAAAUUUCAUAAGGCCAAUAAAAUUAUUUAAAAAACACCGAAGAAAAUAAACCAUCGUUUUGUAAACUAGUGCAUAAGUAUAUUUAAAUAUUUUAAGUUACAUUCGAUGAAAAUCAAAAGUAGAAUUAAAAAUUCUAUUAUUAAAUUGUUUUUUUUUUUCAAUUUUAAUGUCAUGUCAAAAUUAAAAAUUCUUUUAUUUUUAUAUAUAUACAUGCGUAGGUACAUACAUCAUAUUCAAACAAAAAAAAUUAAAACUAUAGUUUAAUAAGAACAAACUAAAUUUUUAAAAUUGUUUGUACGAAAGUUUCACUGAACAAAAACAUCUCCCAAAAACAAGGAAACAAGAUUGUAAUACAUAUUUUACUAAAGUAUAUAAUGCGUAAAUAUACAAAUAAAAUAUAACCCAAAAAACUA
This is a messenger RNA of Eupeodes corollae, 6016 nucleotides long. It is a transcript of the gene Hsf, whose product is annotated as heat shock factor protein. Lineage: Eukaryota; Metazoa; Arthropoda; Insecta; Diptera; Syrphidae. Gene Ontology annotation, molecular function: sequence-specific DNA binding; DNA-binding transcription factor activity. Gene Ontology annotation, biological process: regulation of DNA-templated transcription. The transcript is spliced from 11 exons. The record is from RefSeq and is a predicted model, not a curated record. The coding region runs from base 368 to 2503 and encodes 711 amino acids.